CCUUCCGCCAUCUCUUUCUGUCGGAUUCCACGCCGCCCGCUUGACCACAUUACGAUCCGUCCUUAUACCGUACAGAACCCGUGGCCCACCUGUAUGUUCUGACAAGUGAUACACGAAAAUCAGAUACUAGCAACUAGGUGGACGGCCUUACGGCCGUCUCACAGCAUACGAGGGAGGAGGAGUCCGAGGGUUAAGCCAGCUGCCAGUUGACACUACCAUACAAGACCGGGAACCGAGCAGUGUUGCAGACGAUAUACGAAGCUUCGGUGUGAGCAAGCGAGCUUGAGAUUGCAGGAUUCGGUCUUUUCUCUCUGCGUGAACCGUCUGUCGACUUUCGCCGCUCGCGGAAGACCUCUUCACUCCGGUUUCCAUCUACGUGGACAUGGACGCUCAGUAUCCUUUUGCAUCGCGCGACGACAUUUGGCGCGUCUUUGAAGAGCUGAAGGAACUUCACGCUGCGCAGUUUGAGCAGGCGGAGAGGAUUGCACGACUGGAAAGACGGAGGGAUGAGGAUGCGAGGCUGAGAAGUGUUUGGGGUCCUUUGUCACCGUUUCCUACUUCUAUCGGGGGUACCAUAGCAGAUAUUAAUUUCUUUCACGCCCCUGCUGACGCCUUUAAAGGGUUCGAUCAGGGCCAGCAUCACGGAAUGGCGAAUCCAAUGGGUCUCGAGAGCGAAGACGAACCGAGAAGAGGGACAUCCAGAGCGAAUAGUGUCCGGUUCGAUGAAAGUGCUAUUCAUGGUUACUAUGGGCAAGCCAGCCGAUCUACCAGCGAGCUGCCGCUGAGGACGGGGAGCGGUAUGGGAAGCCAUCCACUCACCGAACGCUCACUGUCCCACCGGUCUGAUGGCCGACAGAGCUCUUCAGGGCAUUCGCAUCACUCUGCUCGGACGAAUAGUCUAGGGCUGGAGACGACGAGCCGUAUAACGGGAUCGUCCGUCGGCGGCUCUCCUCUGAUACCCCGCCGGGUCUAUUCCUCCUUGGCCCCGUGCCGAUCGUAUGUCUCGACGCUUGGGUAUCCGAUGGUGCAGAAACUCGGCUUGGAAGAUCUUGUAACCCAGGAGGAUGGCGUACGGUUCAUCAAGCUUCCGAUGUAUCUCCCGGAGGCCAGCGUUCACCAGGCCUCGUCUCGUCCCAACAGCCCGGUUCCUCAGCUUCCCACCCUGACUAUCCGCUUUCUUGUUCGGGAUAUGGAUCCCAACGAUCAUUCCAUUCAGAUUAUCCUCGGAAGUGAUGUUCUUCGCUCCCAUAAUGCGGACAUUUUGUUCUCUCAGGACAAGAUCAUCAUGGUAGAUGACGAAAGGAACAAGAUUUCCAUUCCCCUAGUGCGGCCGGAGGAUGACUCUGUCUUCAAGUCUCUCUGCACUGCAUCGGAUCGCUCGCGCCUAGAACGCUCGACAAGGCAGGCUUUGGAAAAGGGGCCGACAGAUGUGAGCGGUGAUUCCGGAGUUGGGGUCAUCGGAGAGCCGAGUCGAUCGCGACGAUCCACCUCUGCGUCUACCACCGCAAGGGCAUCCACCGAAGAGCCAGAUGGAAGUCGAAUGACCCAUUCGUCGGGUUCUCACGAUGUGUCCCCGGUGACUGAAGCUCAGGAAGACCCGGGCAAGUCCACCUCGACGAUCGACUUUCAGGCCAAUGAAGCCGCCAAGCCUGAAACUGCAGGUGUCUGGAGUGCAUGGAGGCGGGAGACGAAAAUCGACCCGGCAUCGUCCGGCGCGAGCAAGCCAUCUCGGGGCCGUACUAUGAAAGUUCUACGGCCGACUAAGUCUUCUACACGGGUGUCAACAGCGUCAAGCGGUGCCGGUACCGACACCGCGGCGUCUCCUCAACCGACGUCCUCCCGAGGGUCCCCAGACGAAAGCCGGGCUGGCAAACAGUUGGCUCCGAAUCCUAUCGGCGGGGCUUCUGCGUUUGGCUGGCUUAAUUCAUCCCAGCAGCCUAAACGCGUUGAAUGGACGAAGGAAAAUGGCGUUUUGGAACAUGGAUUGAAGGUCCGUAUGUAG
Messenger RNA from Aspergillus novofumigatus IBT 16806, 2002 nucleotides. RefSeq lists its product as uncharacterized. The transcript has 5 exons. The coding region runs from base 383 to 2002 and encodes 539 amino acids. The record is from RefSeq and is a predicted model, not a curated record. NCBI's taxonomy places the organism in Eukaryota, Fungi, Ascomycota, Eurotiomycetes, Eurotiales, Aspergillaceae.